AUGAUGGAGACCCUGGAAGGAGCUGAACUCUGCUUUCCACAGCUCAACUCCUCCUGCAAGAAGCCGACGCAUCCUCACACUGAGGCCAUGCUGAUUUAUGUCCUGCUCUCCUCCAUCUCUCUUAUCACUGUGGCUCUAAACCUGCUGGUCAUCAUCUCCAUCUCCCACUUCAGGCAGCUGCACACCCCCACCAACCUCCUCCUCCUCUCUCUGGCUGUCUCAGACCUCCUCGUGGGCUUCCUGCUGAUGCCGGUUGAAAUCAUCUACAUAGACACUUGCUGGUUUCUUGGUGACUUUCUGUGCACUCUGUAUUAUGUUGUAGACUACAUCAUUACCUCUGCCUCAGUAGCCAACAUGGUUCUCAUAUCUGUUGACCGCUAUGUGGCCAUUUGUGACCCUCUUUGUUACCCCACCAAAGUCACUAAGAGAAGAGCACAAAUCUGUGUUUGUUUGUGUUGGGUUUGCUCUUUUUUCUACAGGAUUCUCCUUUUAAAUGACCACAUGGAACAACCAGGCAGGUCCAACUCCUGCUCUGGAGAGUGUGUGGUUGUCAUAAAUUACAUGGCAGGAGUUGUUGACCUUGUUUUCACUUUCAUUAUUCCCUUUGCCGUCAUCAUAGUUCUGUAUCUCAGAGUGUUUGUGGUGGCUGUGUCUCAGGCUCGAGCCAUGCGCUCUCACGUUGCAGCUGUAGCAGCCCUACGCUCGGGGGCUGUAACGGUGAAGAAAAUGGAGAUGAAAGCAGCCAGGACUCUGGGUUUUGUUGUGAUUGUCUUUUUGUUAUGUUUCUGUCCGUACUAUUACCCCACUCUGGCAGGCAAAGACACCUCAGUCAAUGCUUCAGCUGCAGCCUUUGAGAUCUGGCUGGCACAUUUUAACUCCUGUUUGAACCCCGUCAUCUAUGUCUUUUUCUACCCCUGGUUUAGAAAAUGUAUUAAACUCAUUCUGACACUUCAGAUACUGAAGCCUGACUCCCGUGAUACUAAACUAAUAUAG
Xiphias gladius (swordfish) is the source of this 993-nucleotide messenger RNA. RefSeq names its product trace amine-associated receptor 13c-like. The record is from RefSeq and is a predicted model, not a curated record. Gene Ontology annotation, molecular function: trace-amine receptor activity. The coding region runs from base 1 to 993 and encodes 330 amino acids. Gene Ontology annotation, biological process: G protein-coupled receptor signaling pathway. NCBI's taxonomy places the organism in Eukaryota, Metazoa, Chordata, Actinopteri, Istiophoriformes, Xiphiidae. Gene Ontology annotation, cellular component: membrane. The transcript is spliced from 2 exons.